This is a messenger RNA of Chara braunii, 1765 nucleotides long. The record is from the annotation of a GenBank genome assembly. Lineage: Eukaryota; Viridiplantae; Streptophyta; Charophyceae; Charales; Characeae.
UUUCGACACAUGCUGGAUCGUUUCGUACUCAUCUACCUCGACGACAUCUUGGUGUACCACCAACACCACGGACGUUCGUUCAUUCAUGGGGUUGGCAGGCUAUUAUCAGCGUUUCAUCACCGGAUACUCAAGGAUUGUUGCACCUCUGACGAGACUACAAUCGCCAAAGGUGCCAUUCGUAUUCGAUGACGACGCGCGCCAGGCUUUCCAAGCACUCAAGACGGCCAUACUCAUGGCACUCGUCCUUAGCAUCUACGACCCCACUCUGCCUACGAGAGUGACGACUGACGCUUCCCGUUACGGCAUUGGGGCAGUCUUGGAGCAGCACGACGGCGAGGAUUGGCACCCUGUGGAGUAUUUCAGCCACAAAGUGCCUCCCAUCAAUUCUUUGGAUGAUGCMAGGAAGAAGGAGYUGCUUGCGUUCGUCAUGGCUCUCAAGCGAUGGCGGCACUUCCUUCUUGGGCGUCGUAGGUUCACAUGGGUCACGGACAAUAACCCAUUGACCUACUACAAGACGCAGGACACGGUGAGCAGCACGAUUGGACGGUGGAUGUACUUCAUCGACCAGUUUGACUUCACACCGAAACACGUUAACGGCCUUUCCAAUCGCGCAGCAGAUGCACUUUCACGACGACCUGAUCUUUGCGCUAUGAUGCAUCACGCCUUCGCGUUCGACGAGGACCUCCAGCGACACUUCAUCAGGGGCUAUCAGUCUGACCCAGAGUUUGCUACGUUGUAUGCGCAACUAUCUUCGGAUCACCCGCCGGCCAGCCACUAUCGCAUUGCCAAUGGGUACUUGCUCCUCCACUCGAGAGGCAAGGACUUACUGUGUGUCCCACGCGACCGCCGUCUUCGGACUCGCCUUCUCGGUGAGUAUCAUGAUUCGCGACUCGCUGGCCAUUUCGGAGUCAAUCGCACGAUUGUACGACUUCGACAACGAUUCCGAUGGCCCGACCUCAUUUCCGAUGUCAUGCGGUAUUGCGAUUCUUGCGAAGUUUGCCGACGCAGCAAACCCCGCAACCGCAAUCCCUAUGGCGAGUUACGCCSGAUGCCUAUMCCCCGGGAACCCGGUAUCUCCAWUGCUAUGGAUGUCACCGGUCCAUUUCCUCGAGACCGGCUCGGGCACGACGGCAUCCUCACGGUUGUGGACCGAUUGAGCAAGUACGCACGUUUUCUUCCUUGCAAGUACUACUCCACGGCUCCCGAGCUGGCACGCCUCUUGCACACCGGUUGGAUUUGUGGCCACGGCGUACCCGAGGACAUAGUCAUCGACCGCGACACUCGUUUCAUGUCGACUUUUUGGACCUCUCUCAUGCAGGAGUCUGGCACGACGAUGAAACCCAGUUCGGCUCGGCAUCCACAGACAGACGGGCAAACGGAGCGGGCACAUCAAACCGCUCAAAUGAUGCUUCGUACGCUCAUCCGUCCGGACCAGAAAGAUUGGGUUGACCGCCUCCCCGACAUCGAGUUCGCCUACAACACUUCAGUGCACCCGGCGAUUGGUGUGACUCCAUUCGAGUUGCACCACGGUGGACGGAAAGGCCGUAUCUUCGCUGAUCUUCUCCUCCCUCGACCAGGCGACAUUAACGCCGCUUGCUCUCCCGCUUCCGUCCGGAAGUACAGGGAAUUGCUGGCUCAAGCCCGCACAAACAUGCAAAAGGCUCAAGUCCGCAUGCAGCAGCAAGCCAACAGGCGCCGCGUACCAUGUCCCAUCCGCGCCGGAGACUGAGUUUGGGUCUCCUCGGAAGAGUUUGCAUUGGAACAG